AAGAACAACGACAAUGACAACGACGAGUCGUACGGCUCGGGCCGCGACAAUGACAACUCGUAUGGCUCAGGCCGCGACAACAACGACUCCUACGGAAGCGGUCGCCAGACUACGGGCGGUGACAGCUACGGCAGCUCUGGUCGUGACACCAGCGACACCUACGGCAGCUCUGGCCGCGAUACGAGUGAUACCUAUGGAAGCUCAGGCCGUGACAAUACCGUAGGUAGCGACUCCUACGGAAGUGGCCGCAAGGACGACUCGGACACGUUCGGGAGUGGACGCCAGACUGGAGGAGACAGCUAUGGCAGCUCGGGUCGUGACACUAGCGACACCUUCGGUAGCUCUGGUCGUGACACUAGCGACACCUUUGGUAGCUCCGGCCGCGACACGAGCGAUACUUACGGCAGCUCUGGCCGCGACAAGAGUGAUACCUAUGGUAGCUCAGGCCGUGACAAGAGUGAUACCUAUGGUAGCUCAGGCCGUGACACAAGCGAUACUUAUGGAAGCUCGGGUCGCGAUACCAGUGAUACCUACGGCAGCUCAGGGCGCAACACUGGCGACGACAACCUUGGCUCGACCGGACGCUCUGGAGGAGAUGACAGCUUCGGAUCCUCCCGACGCGAUGAUGUAUCCUCUGGUGGUGAGAAUGACGACGACAGCUUCGGAGGCAGCAAGACAACAGGCGAUGACAGCUACGGCAGCAGUGGCCGCACUGGAGACAACGAGUUUGGCAGUGGUACCACGGGCUCUGGCUUCGGAAGCAGUGGAAGACAAACGGGUGGUGACAGCUACGGCCAGGGAGACUCCUACGGCAGCGGAAACCGCCGGGAUGACAACUACUAG
This is a messenger RNA of Paraphaeosphaeria sporulosa, 843 nucleotides long. RefSeq lists its product as uncharacterized. The annotation marks the transcript as partial. The transcript has 2 exons. The record is from RefSeq and is a predicted model, not a curated record. Lineage: Eukaryota; Fungi; Ascomycota; Dothideomycetes; Pleosporales; Didymosphaeriaceae.